AUGUCAGCAUUCUGUGACGUCAACGAAAAGAAUAACGAUGGACAAACACCACUGCACCACGCAGCUGAGAACGGCUGGGUGGAUGCGAUACACGUGCUAAUCGAGAACGGCGCAGACGUUUUAGCGAGGGAUAACAAAAUGAGGACGGCGCUGCACAUCGCGACAGAGAAGAGCUACACACUGGCAGUUCGAGAACUAUUAGUGUGGAACAACCAACAACGCGUAGUAAAGGAGGGAGAUAAACCAAGAAUAGAAGUCGCAGUUCAGAAUAUGCGCAAAAUUAUCGAUGAACUCUUAUUCCAGAGAAUCCACGACAUGCGACGUUCUGAUUCUGGAUAUAAUUCUUUGCUUGGUAGUAGCUAUAAUAUAUCUCAGCUUAUGGAAAGUUCCCCACAAGCUUUCCAAAGAGAUGAUGAACUAGCUGCACAGUAUUUAUCGUUAAAAACGUCGCUAGACAAACAGUUAGGAUUAACGUACAACGACGAAGCGAUGCGAACGCGAUCUGUGUUCAUGAAUCAGGCUGCAAAAACUAUAUUACGUUUUAUAAUCCCUAACAUAAAAAGUCAAAAUGCAUUAUUUCAGCAAUCUCAACUGCUGGAAAUAACGAAUAACAUGGAAACACCUCUAUUUUUCGUACCGGAGUUGGAGACCACGUGGUUUCUUAUAAAGGUGUUAAGUGUUAAUACCAAAGAUGAAAACGGACAAACAGCGUUAUAUUAUGCAACGAAGACACACAAUCGAAAUCAAGAGCUUAUAGGACUAUUGCUGGAGAAUGGUGCAGAUGUCCAAAUACGGGAUAAAUAUAACCAGGCAGCACUAACUAAAAAGGUGGCCAAAGCCGAAUUUGAGUGGGCGGUAAGGAACGGGUCUAAACGUCUAGUUAACAUUCUAUUGGACGAAGAUCAAUAUGAAGGUUGGGGUCUAGCAUCAUACACCGGAGAGGAAGCCUUGAAAUGGGCUAUGGAAAACGGAGGCGAAGGCAUGAUGCUGGGAUUAUUGAAUAGGCAGGAUUCUGUUCAUGUGAAUAGAGCAAACGGACAAGUAGCGCUGGGAUGGGCCGUGGAUAAGGGAAAUAAGGAGUUGCUGCGGCUAUUAUUACAAAAGGGCGUCGAUGUCAAAGCACAGAACGGGGAGAGAGUGCUGAAAUGGGCUGCAGAUACAGGGGCCAUGGAUAUGCUACAGCUACUAUUGGAUAAAGAUGUGAACGUUAAAGGGGAUGGUGGAGCAAGAGCACUGUGGCGGGCUGUGAAGGACAAGAAAACGGACAUGAUGCACCUGCUACUAAAGAAGGGUGUUAAGCUCAAACCAGAGAACACAGAGGCUCUUUUGUGCGCGGUACACAAUGAGGACGAGACGGCUAUUAAGGCCCUGGUAAACGCAGGAGCCAAAAUUACCCAUCAAGACGAAAGCAACUCGCCACUGCUGUAUGUCAUGCAGCCUCAUGUGCGUAAACGAGUACUGGAGUGUCUUCUUGAAAACACAGCAAAACGAGAUGCCGACAAAGAGGACUUAUCAGAGGCGCUGUAUCGGGCUUCAAGCUAUGGAUAUAAAGGUAAAGCAGCAGUUCUAUUAACCAAGGGAGCAGACCCUUCAGCAGAGCACAACGGAGAGUCUUGUCUAUAUGCGGCAGCGGAGAGUAAAGAGUGGGAAACCGUAAAUUUGUUAGUAAGAGAAGGAGCAGACGUUAAUGGAUCGUAUCGUGGAAAAACUGUACUACACCUGGCAGUGAAGAACGAGAAAUGGAAAUUAGUGGAACAGCUCGUUUGUAAAGGUGUGGACAUUGAUAUAACAGAUAAAGAUGGAAUUACACCCCGAGAACAAGCGGACAGAAAUGGCUAUGUGUUGGAAUAUAACGAAGCUAUCAGGAGGGGUCUUGAGUCGAGGUAA
This is a messenger RNA of Metarhizium robertsii ARSEF 23, 1887 nucleotides long. RefSeq names its product Ankyrin repeat-containing domain protein. NCBI's taxonomy places the organism in Eukaryota, Fungi, Ascomycota, Sordariomycetes, Hypocreales, Clavicipitaceae. The coding region runs from base 1 to 1887 and encodes 628 amino acids. The transcript has 2 exons. Gene Ontology annotation, cellular component: cytoplasm; nucleus. The record is from RefSeq and is a predicted model, not a curated record. Gene Ontology annotation, molecular function: protein binding.